This is a messenger RNA of Manis javanica (Malayan pangolin), 1515 nucleotides long. RefSeq names its product aspartate beta-hydroxylase domain containing 2 (gene ASPHD2). The record is from RefSeq and is a predicted model, not a curated record. Gene Ontology annotation, cellular component: membrane. Lineage: Eukaryota; Metazoa; Chordata; Mammalia; Pholidota; Manidae.
CGGAGGCACCGGCGCGGCCCCGGCUCGGGCUCCCUCGGCGUGGGCCGGGCAGCGGCCGGGCGGUGGCCCCACGGCUCGGGCAGGGGGCGUCCGAGCGUCCGCGCCCUCGGGCGGCGACGUGGCCCCGGCCCCGGCGACUGCCCCCCGCCUCCCGCACGCCCGGGUGCAGGUUUGGACUUCCGGAAGCUGGCCUCCUGGCUCCCAGCCCACGUGCUCACGUGACAUCAGGCAGCGCCUCUCACCUGCCCCGUGGUGACUUGUGCCUGGAGCAGAACCGUGGGCCCGGGCGUAGGUCAGUGCUACCCCUGGGCAGGACCCAAGGAACAGUGGCAGCCAUGCCUCCCCCUGUGCCAGCUGCCCCUUCCCUCCCGCACUGAUCUGAAUGGUGUGGGUGCCCUGGGGUCCCCAGAGGACUGACUGUCCAACCUUGCUUCACACGCUCAGCAACAACUCCCCAAUGUCGCUCCCGUGGCUGGUGGCCUGGAGCUGGUCGCUGGACGGCCUGAGGGACUGCAUCGCCACAGGCAUCCAGUCUGUGCGGGACUGUGAUACCACUGCUGUAGUCACCGUGGCCUGCCUGCUGGUCCUGUUUGUAUGGUACUGCUAUCACGUGGGCAGGGAGCAGCCCCGGCCCUACGCCUCGGUCAACGCCCUUAUGCAGGGCUCGGAUGCCAGCGGGCUGCAGAAUGGGUACGUGUACUGCCAGUCCCCUGAGUGCGUGCGCUGCACCCACAACGAGGGCCUCAACCAGAAACUCUACCACAACUUGCAGGAGUAUGCCAAGCGCUACUCCUGGUCUGGCAUGGGCCGCAUCCACAAGGGCAUCCGCGAGCAGGGCCGCUACCUCAACAGCCGGCCCUCCAUCCAGAAGCCCGAGGUCUUCUUCCUGCCCGACCUCCCCACUACGCCCUAUUUCUCCCGGGACGCACAGAAGCAUGAUGUGGAGCUGCUGGAACGGAACUUCCAGACCGUCCUGUGUGAGUUUGAGACCCUCUACAAAGCUUUCUCAAACUGCAGCCUCCCGCAAGGAUGGAAAAUGAACAGCACCCCCAGCGGGGAGUGGGUCACCUUUUACUUGGUCAAUCAGGGGGUCUGUGUCCCCAGGAACUGCAGGAAGUGCCCACGGACGUACCGCUUGCUUGGAAGCCUUCGGACCUGUAUUGGGAACAAUGUUUUUGGAAACGCAUGCAUCUCCGUGCUGAGCCCUGGGACGGUGAUAACGGAGCACUAUGGACCCACCAACAUCCGCAUCCGAUGCCAUUUAGGUCUGAAAACGCCAGGUGGUUGUGAGCUGGUGGUCGGGGGGGAGCCCCAGUGUUGGGCAGAAGGCCGCUGCCUCCUCUUUGACGACUCUUUCCUGCAUACUGCAUUCCACGAAGGUUCAGCAGAGGAUGGCCCACGGGUGGUUUUCAUGGUGGAUCUGUGGCAUCCAAAUGUGGCAGCAGCUGAACGGCAGGCCCUGGAUUUCAUCUUUGCUCCGGGACGAUGACAACCUUUUCCCAUGCUGCAGUCGGC